Messenger RNA from Epinephelus fuscoguttatus (brown-marbled grouper), 4497 nucleotides. RefSeq names its product vascular endothelial growth factor Aa (gene vegfaa). The record is from RefSeq and is a predicted model, not a curated record. Bases 708 to 1277 code for a protein of 189 amino acids. The transcript has 7 exons. Gene Ontology annotation, biological process: response to hypoxia; positive regulation of mast cell chemotaxis; induction of positive chemotaxis. Gene Ontology annotation, molecular function: growth factor activity; heparin binding; chemoattractant activity. Lineage: Eukaryota; Metazoa; Chordata; Actinopteri; Perciformes; Serranidae. Gene Ontology annotation, cellular component: membrane.
CGCAUGAGCUACAGCAGCAGCCACCAAGAGGAGACAGAACGCGAGAGAGACUGGUGCCGCUGCUGUGCGGGGAACAAGCUGCUGUCUGUCAAUGCUCCACCGAAGAGCUUUAUAGAGACAAGAGAAACCGAGGCACAGCACAGGAGCGAAGAAGAAACAAUACCAGGGAGGUCUGCGGAAGAGAACAAGAGGAACACUUCAUACCGGCAGACAGUGCCUGCCGUAUCCCUCCACGCGCACAGACACACACCUUCAUGUUGUGGGAUUAAUGAUCGUAAAGAGACACCGGUGCGUAAAGUUGAUGAGCUGACCCGCCCGUCUCCCGCUUCCACGUCUAACAUUCUUCCUGACAUUUUUGGAGGAUCGCUGUGUUCCUGAGCCCCCGGCUCCAGCGUGGAUUUUGAAACCCAUCAUAGUGUCUUUGUCUGUGGAUGAGCGAGGCUCUGUGGAUGGUAAGCUUUCCAGCGGAGCGCUGCUGGGAGACACUGGAACGGUCCCUGUGAACGUGCCAUAUGCGUGUGGAAGAUAUGGAUUUGCUUUUGCUAUAGCCAAGAUUUGCCGCGGUUUUUUGAAAUAUUCAUUUUUCAUUUUUUGACUGUGUGCGUGCUGUUUAUUUAAUAUUAUUGUUGUUAUUAUUAUUAUUAUUAUUAUUAUUUACUCUUAAACGACCACAGAGAUUUGAAGACUCAUCGUGCGGAAUUACAACCAUGAACUUUGUUGUCAGUUUGGUACACAUCCUUUUGGCAGCAGUUCUUCACCUACCUACUGUAAAGACUGCCAGCAUUAACAAGGGAGUGGAGAAGAGUAAAAAUGAGGUCAUCCCUCUCACAGAAGUCAUCACCAAGAGCAUGUGUAAGCCCAGGGAGGUGCUGGUGGACAUCAUCCAGGAGUAUCCGGAGGACACAGAACACAACUACAUUCCUUCCUGUGUGGUCCUCAACCGCUGUGGAGGCUGCUGCAAUGACGAAGCGAUGGAGUGCGUACCCACGGAAACCCACAAUGUCACGUUGCAGGUAAUGCGGUUUAGACCAAGGGUAACUGAACACACUAUUGACUUAAGUUUCACAGAGCAUCAGAAGUGUGAAUGCAGAUUGAAGCCAGAUGUUCAAGCAAAGAAAGAAUACCACUGUGCGCCUUGCUCAGAGAGAAGAAAGCGCUUGUUUGUGCAGGACCCUCUCACCUGUAAAUGCUCCUGCAAAUUCACACAAUUAGACUGCAAGUCCAGGCAACUUGAGUUAAACGAAAGAACUUGCAGAUGUGAUAAACAGAGGAGAUGAGACCAGCAACACUGUUAUGAAGGAAUUCUUUUCUUGGCACAGCACUUUGAAACCUGAGGAUGCAUUCCUUGCAAGGACACAGAACGACAAUGCAAGACAGGACAUUCUGGAUGCACAUCUUGCCACUGUCUGUUUUCCGCCUAAAGAUAUUAAUAUAUAUGUACGUAUACUAAAAGUACAUCGACAAUGUGUAUUGCUGCUACAUAAAAAGACAUUAUUUAAGCAAAACGAAUGCGCCACUGGCGCGUGAAUGGGAAAAUGUUUCAAUGGCGUUCUGCUCGUGAGUAGAUCUGAUAGAAGAAAUUUGUUAUUUUAUGUAACACUUCACUGGAUGCUGGUCUGCUGUGGAUUUGAAAAUCUUAAAUAUUUCAAGUGACAAAAACUGGUGACUUUGACGAGUGGUGCAGCAGAAGCUGAACUUGCCUCCGAGCCCCGACAGAAGAGAAUAAGAGGAGAAGGAGGGGGGAUGAGGAGGUGGAGGUGGAGGAACAUCUGUUGUACUUGAACUGAACGCCACGUCCAAGAACGGCUUCCCUCUGUGACAUGAUGUGAAGUUUUGAGACACCAUGGUGUGAGAAUACACCUGAAACGUCUCUCAGAGUUUCCCGAAGUGACUGUGGAUGCAGGUUAUGUGCCAUGGUGAUGGAUAAUGUGAAGAUGACCUUCUUUCCUCACGGAAGGGUUAUGUGACGAUGGCAAAAACUAAACUUAAGCUCAGCUGCUGGUGAUGUUUUAGCAAGUCAAAAGAUUUUAGUCAAUUUUGGGUCAGGGUUAGGUCUGUCCUCAAGUGUGGGCAAGUAAACACUGUUAGUGUUAAAUUUAAGGAUAGGUUGAUUGAGUUUCCAUCAGGGUUAAAGGUAUGAAACCACUACCUGUGUCUGGGCCUGCCUCCUUCAUGUAACCCUUCCCUCGUGGGAAAUAUGAUUUGUCUCUCUUUUUGUGCACAGAGUUUAUUAUUAUUUACAUUUUUAAGGAAUUGUGUUCCUUUCACAAAAUGUUGCAAGACCAGGCUGUCUAAAGGGAUACUACUGUGGGUAUAUAUGGAGACAAAAAGUGACUAGACAAGCUGAUCACAGGUCAGAUCAGCACCUCACUGUAGAAAUCCACAACCUUCCAGUUUCCUUAUUUAAUGCCUUUGUGUGUGUUCCAAAGAAAUAGUCAGGCAUCCACAACAGAGCAGUUUAUCAUAACGAUCUGUAUAUACUUACUAGAUAUCUCUUUGUCUAGUACACUACAUCUAAUUUAUAGAAUAUCCUAAGUAUUCUGUAUUCUGAUAUUUAUAUGCAGUGUUAAGGUUAUUUUUGUUUGUACUUCUCAACUGUUUUCAGUCUGUCUGGAAAUUGAAUGGAGAACACGUAUGACUGUAGACUCCUUUUUUGUGGGAAAAAGGACUGAAAGACAAUGCUUUGACAUUCCUAAAUUUAAACUAAAGCUGUGUUUCUCACCAGCUGGAGGGGGAUCAUGGUGGGCCUGUUGACCGUUAGAAACCCCAGCCACCAACAUGUGCGCGAAUGAUGCGCCAACACAGGUGUUUUUUCAUUUUGGACUGGGGUGAUGGGACAUGUGGUUUUGCACUUGUGGGCCCAAAUGCACGUCAUAAGGAGGACUGAAGGAGUUUCGUUGCUGCUGCUCAGCUCGGACCUAAUUUAGUGAAGACUGUCCAAUUAGGCUGAGGCCUCCAGUCUGACGGUGGUGAACUAGCACAGUGUUUUCUCUGACUUUUACCUAGACACUAAUACCCAUAACCCCCACCCCCAAUAAGUAUUACACUGUUGUGUGGUUCAGCAGGAUUCAGCCUCUUACCACAAAUCAGACAUUUAUUUUAUUACUAAACUGUUACCACGAGGAAAAGAUGAGCCAGAAAAAAUAGGAAAUGAAAAUGUUGAAUAAAGUCGCAAGUUAUAUAUGGAAUAGUAAAUCACAAAGAAACAUUUAAGUUAAAAUAGGAACACUUAAAAAUACUGAUGUUAUAUAUAAGAUUAUUUUUUUUACUAAAAGGUGUGUUAUAACUUGAAACUAUCUUGUUACAAAAAAGUUUCUUGUUUUAACAUGAAAACAAAUGUGGCAUCAAUUUGCUCCCGUAAAGACCACUGUUAUUACAGUGUGCUAGCAUAUAUUAGAUAUAUAUAUACACAUAUAUAUAUAUAUAUAUAUAUAUAUAUAUAUAUACACAUAUAUAUAUAUAUAUAUAUAUAUAUAUAUAUAUACACAUAUAUAUAUAUACACAUAUAUAUAUAUACACAUAUAUAUAAUUUAUUUUUUAAAAUAAAUUAACAAUUAUGUGAUACAGUUGAUCUGGAGGCUGCUGCAUAUCAACGGUACAUAAAAAAAAAAAAAAUUGGACAAAUGCGAAAAAUAAUUUCGUUUUGACAUGUUUUAAUCCUAUGGAGGCUGCAAAGUAUCAGGGUACUCGUGCAAGAAUCGUUGUUUAUGCUCAUAAGUAAGUAUUAGUUAGUAUUUAUGCCCUCGAAAUAAGAACUUUUCUGCUCAUAUGAGUGAUUUUUACCCUGAAAUACCUUAAGAGAACCAAACAAUAAAUUAUAUUGAUAUUACUAUUUGAAACCUGAAAAACAGUAUAUACAUGUAACUCAUCAGAAAUUCUUUCAGUGUGUGUAACCAACAGCUAAAGCUGGCCAGCAGAGAAAACAAGGAGGGCUUAAAUGGACACUGUAAACUGUGUGUUAACCAUAUGAAGACACCUGAAAUUAUUAUUUAUUUAAAGCAAAGAAUCACUAACUUUUUGUAAAACAACUUAUUUAUUCAAAGGUGUGAACUCCUAACUGUACUACCUGCGAUGCUUCGCACAUUAUUGUCAGGAACAGUCAGGAGAUGGGUCAAGACUCAAAGUCAGUGAUUGUGACUUUAGACUUAGAUUUAUGGUGAAUAUAGUGAAUAUCCUGCCUGUGUUUCUGUUAGUGCCAGCUGUUGAAACUGCUGUUCAUGUGAACUGCCCUUCUGUGCUGCCACUGUCAAACUGGAGGCCUGAGGGUGUGUUCACUGAGCCCAGCUGCUGGCUCAGUGAACACACCUAUCCAGUCCUCUGAUCAUGACAACAUUCUAUUUGUAUUUACGUAAAUAACAGACUUUUUCUUGAGUUUGUACAGUCACUCAUUUUUAGUAUGUUUUCACAUUAAUAUAUUUAUUGGUGCUGUAAAAUGUUCUACAAUAUUAAUACUCUGUUGUUUUUAGUGUAAGUAUUAAAACAUAUUUAUUUUGAAAA